Misgurnus anguillicaudatus (oriental weatherfish) is the source of this 2269-nucleotide messenger RNA. Lineage: Eukaryota; Metazoa; Chordata; Actinopteri; Cypriniformes; Cobitidae. The record is from RefSeq and is a predicted model, not a curated record.
AUGAUUCGAUGGAAGAAACAAACACAGGCUCGGCCAGAGGUUGGCAACAGCCGGGUUGAGAGUGGAGUACGCAUAGUUGGAAACAUAGGUGAUUUUGGAAGUGAUCUGGAAAUGGAGGAGGAAGUGUCAGUGGCAUACUCGGCAUGUCCUACUAGAACUCAGAGGGAGACAGGCUUGAUCGGACUUGCCACUGACAGCAUUCAAGGUGUCUCUGGUGAUCCUGAGAUGGGGCCUGAAAUUCUAUUAGUGGACCUUGAUUUCAAUGGAAUCCUGGAACAGAACUUGGCUGAAGCACAGAAGCUGCUGGUGGCUGCUGAGGAACGUCUGUUUGGUUCGAAUAAACCAGCUAGAGCCGAGGAAGAGGAGGGAGAGUUGCCGAAUAACUACCAAUGCUUCAUCACUCAUCUGGAGAUGAUUAUCAAGGACUCCUUCAUUGAGGACAACCACGAGAGACUCAAGAGUGCUGUGACUGCCAUACUUAAGGAGGAGGCACAGGACAAACGCUGGGAGACACUGGCCAAAGAGAAACGCCCAUCAUGGAGGCCGAUAAGGUUCAGAGAGAUCCAUGACAAACAACUCAAGGAUUUUGUGGAGGAACGAAUGAAGAAUGCAAAUGAAGAGGAGAAUGGGGCGGAUAAGCUGUCUUCUUCCUUGAAGAGAGAAGUGUGCCGACUGGGCAAGCAAAUACAAAAAGAUCUGCUGGUGGUGGUCAGACGGUUGAGGAAAUGUUACCCACCAGACUUUGACAUUUGCAAAAUAUAUGCCCAGCUUUACCAUCAGGCUUUCUCCACCAGACUCCAGGAGCUGACCAGAUCUAAGGUGGAUGUUGAGGAUUGCUGCUAUAUAUUACGUUGGGUUGCAUUUUACUACCCAAGCGAUGUGCUGAACCACCAGGAACUGAAAGAGCACAUCGACCAAUCAUCACUUGGACCUCUGCUGCCUGAAGGAACUCUUAAGAUAUUACAUGAACAGUACUUUUUACACAAAGAGAAUGAAGUCAGAAAGUGGUUGUCCACCGCUUUUGGGAAAGAAAUGAAGAAAUGGAGUGAUGGUGUUGAGCCAAAUCUGGUAGAUGGAUUUUACAUCAGCAGCCUUGCUGUAGAUAUUAUACCGCUUAUUGAUUCAACUAUGAAGGAGAUGAAAGCAAUUUUGGGCUCUGAAACUAAAAACGAGUACAUUUUAUGCCAGCUGGACAGUUAUCUAAAAGACAGCUAUAUGAAAAAUCGAAAACUUAUCAAAGUUAAACAAGGAGGUCCUGCUAAAACUCUCUGUGUUUAUCUGGUUAACAUUCACCAGUUUAGGAAAUAUGUACAAGAAGCAGAACGUCUUUUCCCAGAAAAGACUAGAAAAGCACUGCUGUGUACAUUAGCAAACAUCAAAACAGUUUGUCAGCAAUAUUUUUACACAGAACUUAAGCCGCUGUUCCGUAAGUUUUGGACUAAUGCCUGGUAUGAUGGGCAUAAUAAGGUUUUGGAUGACCUGGUGAAAGCACUUGAAAAUCAAAUACAUCAUUUGAAACCGCUGGAGUCUGUCUGCCGAGAGGAACUGCUGGGCGAGCUGCAUUUAGCAGUAAUGGUUGAGUAUGUGAGGCGAAUGAUGAAGAGAAAACUGAAGCUAAAACGGAAGAAACAGCAGGAGAAAGCAGCUGAAUUUAUGUGCCAAGACAGCCGAAUUAUCUGCUCUACAUUUGCCAAAGUGGGGUCCAAUGAGAAUUGGCUUUCUGAUAUACUGCCAAGAUUAUCCGAGAUCCUGAGACUUCAAGACCCUGGGAGCCUGAAACUUGAGAUGGUUACACUAACAAGAAAUUAUCCUGACCUGAGUCAGCAACAUGUUGUUGCUGUCUUAAAGCUGAAAAGCAAUCUUUCAAGCUCGGAUCUGCGUGGGAUCAAAGAUUGUUUGCGUGAUAACAGGGUCACGCAGGACAACCAGUCCUCCCCUUCUUUUUUUUCCAAAGUUAUUGUGAAAAGAAAAUACAAUAAGUCUGCUGUUUUAUUUCUAUGUAAAAAAAUGUGAUACAUAAAUCAGUACCGAAGCAUUUAAUGCCUUACUUAUUCUUAACCCUGGGUUAUCUCUUUCACAUUUCACACAUUUCAUAAUUAACAAGGGGUUAAUCCUGGUAUUCAUAAUCUGACAUUUUACACUGUGCAUUCCUAAACCCUGGGUCAGGUGUCUCCAACCCUGCUCCUACACACACUGUAAAAAAAAUCCAUAGAAAUUAUAAUGUUAUUGCAGCUGGGUUGCCGGUAAUUUACCGUAGAUUUAAAUUUAU